Messenger RNA from Hyaloscypha bicolor E, 5125 nucleotides. Its product is annotated as carbohydrate esterase family 3 protein. Gene Ontology annotation, molecular function: phosphatidylcholine lysophospholipase A1 activity. NCBI's taxonomy places the organism in Eukaryota, Fungi, Ascomycota, Leotiomycetes, Helotiales, Hyaloscyphaceae. The record is from RefSeq and is a predicted model, not a curated record. The transcript has 16 exons. Bases 1 to 4869 code for a protein of 1622 amino acids.
AUGACGCCUUCACGUCUGCUAGCUUCUUUUCUUCUAGGUAUUUUAACCUUUGCUACGCAAUCCAUUACUCAAGUCCCGCCAAUUAUUUCAGGAGAACCUUCACCUCUUAUUGCGGAUGAUGUCGUAAACAUCACUACCUACAGCCUUCCGUCGAAUAACACGUUGAGCACUUCUCAAACAGCUGAGGUUGUUCAAGGAGCAAAAUUGUUGCGGCGUAUAAAACAGAGUGACUAUUUGCGAAUUCUUCCACUUGGCGCUUCGAUCACUCAGGGGGUUGAUUCCACCACCGGAAAUGGGUACCGCAAGCCUCUUAGAGAUCAAUUGCGGUCGCAGGGUUGGCUGGUCAAUAUGGUUGGAAGCAAGGCUGACGGAUCGAUGGUGAACAAUGAAAACUCCGGAUAUCCCGGCUUCAUUAUCUCUCAAGUCCAAGGAGUUGCACAAAAUGCAAUUACCGCAGGCUACAAACCAAAUCUUGUCCUUCUUAAUGCUGGAACGAACGACUGCUUGCAAAAUAUUGAUCCUCCCGAUGCACCCAAUAGACUCCAGAGUCUCAUUCAGACGUGUCUGAGCGGUAUGCCUGGUGUCUCUAUCAUUGUCUCAACCCUCAUUGUCAAUGCGAGUCCCUCUGAUAAUGCUGUAAGUCCAAUUCAGCAUCUCAAUUAUCUUCCCCAGCUUAAACUUGGUCUUAAUAAUCCAGCUGUCGUCCUAGCUGACAUGAACGAUGGUUUUAUCACCCAGUCGGAUCUUUCAACAGUCGAUGGCAUACAUCCAAACGAUUUUGGAUAUGAAAAAAUGGCGGCGGUCUGGUGGAACGCAUUCCAAGAUCCUUUUUUUCAAGCCCAGAUCUCACCACCUCAGAACAACGGGGCACCCGACGGCACAGCCAGCAACUCCCAUGUCUGUCCUAAAGUACUAGGUUUCUCUGACGGAGGGUCUGGUAACGGACAUCAAACACAAGGAGGUAGUGGUUAUGAUGAUGGACCAUACGCGCACCAUUUCAAUUCCCUUGGCUCGGUUGCCGUGGGAGGCACCCUAAACCUGUGCCCAUACAGCAAUGGUGUUGCAGACUUCUCUGGAGUUGCGUUUGCGCAAAUCAUCAACGGGGGUGGAGCACCCCGUGGCGGCGAGUUGGACGAGCUGAUCAUAGCAUCCUACACGCUCGUGAACGGGAAAGACGCCCAUUAUUCCUAUAUUUACCUCCUGAACCAGGGAGGUAAUCCUCCUCAAUUUGGCGCAGCAACGGCGUUUAAUCCGGGAUUCAAUUGCACGCCUGCAGGUACGUUACAAGCUCGCAUAUUCGAUGACUGUAUGGUAGCUAAUGUCGAACCAGAUGACUUCCUUUGUGUAGAUGGUAGUGCCAACGUUCGCGCUUCGAAGAAUAAUGGAGAUGGAACUUUCACAUAUCUUGGAUCAAUCAUGACUGCUCCCUCAGGUUCCAAUGGGAUUUCGGUGCGCUUUGGUGAUAUGGAUGGAGACGGCAGAGCGGAUUACUGUUUGGUUUCCCCUAGUCUUCACUGUUGGCGAAAUGGCGGUGUAGGGGAUGCCCCUGCCUAUUGGCAAGAGAUGUCAGGCUCUAACACCUUCAUUCUGGGUUCUCAAAAUGAUACGGAGCCAGUCGACACAAAGGAUUUCGUCUUUCGAGCAGAGAGACUUUACAUGAACACCCAAGGCGCCAUCACCACUGUCAUCAACAAUCGUGGUACAGGCUACGGAAUGAAACCAGAUUGGCAAUUCAUGGGCCUCACGCAUGCAGGCAUGGGUGUCAAUGGGGCCAGGCCGAAUAUUCGGUUUGGAAGGCUUUUUGGAACAGGUCGACCUGAUUACAUUUGGCUGAAGUCUUGCACAGCCCUAAAUGGCCAGCAAUAUAUUUGCAUGAAUGUUUUUCAGAACGAAGACACUGGAGGUAUGCAUCUGAAGGGUGAUGGCGUAAUGUACUGCGAUAUGCGUGGAACGGGCAGCGACGAUUACGUGUGGGUUUCGCCAGAUGGCCAAGGUUAUUUCUUUGGCAAUCAACAUAUCUGGGAUCCCCAACAAUGGAUCCAAGGGUCGACCAAUCUCUUCGGAAGUCACAUCUAUGAUCGAAGAGGCAUCCGCCUAGCCGAUAUAGAUGGGGACGGCAAGUGUGAUGUCGUGUUGUUGAAUCAAAACGAUGGGACAAUGACGUGGAUGAAAACGUCGUAUGCUGCCAGCACAGGAGCUUUUACAUUCACGGCUAUGGGCGCGAUCAGAAUUUUUGCCGAGCCUGGUGCAUAUGGCUGGGGCGGGAUAGGUCUUUCCGACCUCGCCGUUCGAUUUGCCGAUAUCAAUGGCGACAAAAGGCCAGACUACCUUUGUAUGCAACCAGACGGCCGAACUCUGGGAUUUCUGAAUAUGGGCAUCAAUAACUGGGUGAAUGUCGGCCAGGUCAAAAAGACGGAAAAUUGGGAUCGGGCAAACAUUCAUUUUGCUGACGCUAACGGCAAGCUCUCUUUUCCUUCUUCUCCCCAAAUCAAUGGAGGAGAUGGGCGAGCAGAUUUCCACUGGGCUGACAAGUUCACCGGUGAUGUGACUGUUUUCUACAACCAAGGACAAAUUCCAAGUUCUGGCAGUUCAUUUACGUGGUCCGAUGCAGGAGAAGUUUGGCGAGGCUCAGCUUUCAAUGACAGGGGCACCAAUUUCCAUUUCCCAAAUCUAAAUGGACUGGGACGUGCAGAUAUGCACGAUGUUAAUCCUCGCGUCAACUCUGCUCGUACUUGGUUCAAUAUCUGCCCGGGUUCGAGAAAUGGUGGGUCAGGUGAUGAUCCUGGCUGCUGCGCCGACCCAGGGCUACCUGUCUACGUUGCCUCCGGCAGCAGUGCUGUCAAUGUAGGCACUCCAGGCCCGGGAUUUUCAGAACCCUCAGAUACCUUUCUUCCGGGCUUCGAAACGCCAGUCUAUGGCCUAGGAGAUACGCUUUUGUUCGAUACGCCUAUAUUUUCGGAAAUCAAUCUUAAUGUGAUUGUAAUCGGUAGGGAAACACAAUGGGCCGAUAGCAAUUGCGGGACAGUCUCUGCCCCUGAUGCUGAUGGAGACACUCUCGGAUGCGUUGCCCUCGGCAUUGCAUGGCUCACCUAUUCGGUAUAUUUGUUGGACGGUGGACCAGGAGUCGGUACUCCCGCUCGCAGUCUGUCCUCUUCAAAGCAUCACUUCCAGGUACACUCACACUGGGAACCCGUGGGAAACUGCACGACAAGUUGUAUGUUGCUAGGUCAUGCUCCACAGCAUGUCUGGACUCCUGUCGGGAACGGAACCUACAAUGGCAUACACCACGAACUCCACUUCAUGCACACAGACAAGUUCACGGCUCACAGAGCUUUCCCAGGAGUCGUCAAGCCUGGCGACGACAACUCCACUCUUACUCCUCGACAAUGGGUUUCGAUCAAGGGCCAGCUCAUCAGCACCCAUGGUGUUAGCCCUAACACAUUCUUAUACAACUUGCGCCUUCAAGAGCUUAACUAUGCGGCUACCAUUAAUGAAUACCCUUCUCCAGAUCAUGAAGCGGCUCCAGAGUGGAUGGGACAAUCUGUUGAGGAGUCUGUUGCAUUGUCAAACAAUAGUGGUUUCUGCUUUACACUCAUACAUGGAGGUGCGGUCGUUGAUUCGUCGGUACUAGGCCUUUCCCAGACCGGGUCAGAGUGGGGGUCAGACUGGAACUCAGCCGGCGACAUCGAAGACGCCCUCGCAAAAUGCGCAGCCGACAACUUGGAUGGCAAACAUAUCGGCAACGGUGUCCUGGUCUGUGGACAUAACUUGACACGGAUUGACCGGUCUUUGGAAGACGACCCGGAUGGAACUUCAGAUCCAACUGGUCUCAAGGCCCGCAGCCUGAACAAACGGACAGGGUCUUCGGAAAACUACGCAAUACGCAAUAUGGCUCAGGUUAUUGCCGGUGCCGACCCUGUGACGAUCAUUAAUUGGCAGAGUGCUCCGUACAUCAACGGUGCUAAUGGACAGAAUUUGCAAGCAGCUACCGGCGACGAUCACGCGUACACGCUUGCCAAUCCGGGUAUUUGUACUGAUGCGAGUAUCAGAGAUGAUGCUGAGCUCGAUGGUCCAAAUGCUGUCGCUGUAGAUGCAGAGCACAUCUUUGAGCGCAACACCGUACCGGCGAUUUUCGAAUUUGCCCAGACUCUAAGUAUGGAUCUUCAGGAUGGAAACGGACCUAUUACACCGGCAGGUCUGGUGCCUAUUCCUUUCACGAUCAUAGAGAAUUUUGCAGCCGUUGAUUACAGGCUAUGGCCUAAUGUUCCAGCCGAUGCACCUUUUGGGAAUCUCUUCGAUGACCUUGCCGACGCCCUAGGUUCAACCAGUAAUCCUGACGUGAUGGCAAACCUGGAGCAUGUCCUGAAUCUUGUGAAAACACGAGUAUGGCGCGCUCUUGAUGUCACAUCUAAUGACGUCUGGGGUCCACUCGUAGCAACCCCGACAACACGUAACACUCAAGACGCUCUGGAUCUCAUGCGGUCGGGCAUUACCGUGUUCAACUAUAUCGACGACGGCCCAGUACAGAGCAAAAUGGGGUUAAUCCACGAUGCUCUAAAGGCCUCUUUUAACACAUUUGACACUAUCUUCAACACCUAUGAGCAACCACACAUUCCAAAUCAACAGCCAACUCAAUUUGAAGAAAUUUACGUCGUCUUUAUCAAUUACUUCACCCGGAGAAUGACAAGCCAUUACCGAAAUUACGGACAGACAAGGCUCAACCAAUUGUCAGCAGGGUGGAACAACGUGUUGGCACAAAACCCCACACCACAACAAGCGGCAAUUGCACAAAGCUGUUUAAAGGAUAUAAAGGCUCUCUAUGAUGAGGUUACUGCUCUAGUUUUUGACAAUUCAAAUUUCUCAAAGUAGUGUAGUCGUCAUGAGUUGUUUAUUGAGGAGAUUUUCUUUGGUUUAGUAGUUAUCAUUACUUUGAAACUUGGAAUUUUUGGAGCUUGUCUUCAACGAUUUCAUCUUCGUACUAUCGGAAGCAGUUAGAAUGAUGAUUGGCCAGGGUGUGGAAGUCAUCAAGGACAUGCAAGCGAGGCCCAUGUGUCCGGUUUACUAUCGGUAUUUAGCACUCUAGCUACUUUUAUAUUUGAUAAUCCAUCCCUUCAUUUUUGGGACC